Messenger RNA from Ceratina calcarata, 890 nucleotides. Its product is annotated as peptidyl-prolyl cis-trans isomerase E-like. Gene Ontology annotation, biological process: protein folding; protein peptidyl-prolyl isomerization. The record is from RefSeq and is a predicted model, not a curated record. Gene Ontology annotation, molecular function: RNA binding; peptidyl-prolyl cis-trans isomerase activity. NCBI's taxonomy places the organism in Eukaryota, Metazoa, Arthropoda, Insecta, Hymenoptera, Apidae.
CGUGCAAUGAUAUGCGUCAACCGGCGCGUUACCGGUCACGGCGGUCAACAUCCCUCAAUCGAUAAGGAUAUGUAUUAUCGGACUUAAUUAAUCCCUUAUUACGAUAUCGCGCUCAAUAAAACAUAAAGUACAUUUUAUAAACAAUGAGUACGAAUACAAAAAGAACUAUUUAUGUCGGUGGGCUGGCUGAGGAGGUCGAUGAAAAAGUAUUACACGCCGCAUUUAUACCAUUCGGUGAAAUUGUUGAUGUACAAAUACCAUUAGAUUAUGAAUCGGAGAAGCACAGAGGAUUCGCCUUCAUCGAGUUCGAAAGCGCAGAAGAUGCCGCAGCAGCGAUUGAUAAUAUGAAUGAUUCUGAGCUUUUCGGACGAACAAUCAGGGUAAAUAUUGCAAAACCACAGAAAAUAAAAGAAGGCUCUUCGAAACCUGUCUGGGCUGAUGAUGCAUGGUUGCAAGAGCAUGCAGGCGAGACGCUUAAAAAUGAUGAUAACGCAAAGCUGGGUGAUGCUGUGCAGCCUAAGAAAGGCAAACAAAAUCCUCAAGUAUAUUUUGAUAUUAGUAUCGGAAAACAAGAAGUGGGUAGAAUUAUUAUGAUGCUAAGAGCUGAUAUCGUACCAAAGACUGCUGAAAAUUUCCGUGCGCUUUGUACGCAUGAAAAGGGGUAUGGUUACCAAGGAAGCACUUUUCACAGAAUUAUUCCAGAAUUUAUGUGUCAAGGAGGUGAUUUACCAAUCACAAUGGGACAGGAGGAAAGUCAAUUUAUGGAAACAAAUUUGACGAUGAAAACUUCGAUUUGAAACAUACAGGGCCUGGUACAUUAUCGAUGGCCAAUUCUGGUCCAAAUACUAAUGGAUCACAAUUCUUUCUUUGUACUGCGCGGACAGAAUGGU